Messenger RNA from Cololabis saira (Pacific saury), 2183 nucleotides. RefSeq names its product XK, Kell blood group complex subunit-related family, member 6a (gene xkr6a). The record is from RefSeq and is a predicted model, not a curated record. NCBI's taxonomy places the organism in Eukaryota, Metazoa, Chordata, Actinopteri, Beloniformes, Belonidae. Gene Ontology annotation, cellular component: plasma membrane. Gene Ontology annotation, biological process: apoptotic process involved in development; engulfment of apoptotic cell; phosphatidylserine exposure on apoptotic cell surface. Bases 362 to 2050 code for a protein of 562 amino acids. The transcript has 4 exons.
GAGAGGAGAGGAGAGGAGAGAGGAGAGAGGAGCGGUGGAUGCCCGGUACCGACGGUACCUGCCUGCGGGACUCACCGGUCCUCCAAAGGGGGGGUGGAGGGGUUACACCUGCACCCCGUUUUUCACCCAUUCACCCUCUCACUCCCGUGCGAGUUGCAGCGGGGGGUGCAUGACGUCACCUGGAUGACCGUGCAUGCAGGACGGGAGGAUGCUGCGGGGCUGCGGGGCUUAGAGGAGGAGAGCGCGCUCCCGCGGGCGCGCCGGUUCUGAUGGCUCCGCGCGCCCACGGCCACGCCAGGUACCCGGCCAGUGAACCCGCGGUGCAACGGUGCGGCUGUGGUGCAGCGGGAAGGGGGGGAACAUGGCCGCGCAGUCGGACGGCGGCGGCGGCGGGGCCGGGGUGGGGUUCGCGCAUCUGUACGAGGCCGAGGGCGAGGAGCCGCUGGACUCCGCUGCCAUCCACAUCUGCCAGUGCUGCCGCAGCUCCGCCUGCUACUGGGGCUGCCGCUCCGCCUGCCUGGGGACCGUGCAGCAGCCCGGGGCGGCCGGGGUGCGGGAGACGCACUGCCCGCCCCGCGAGCAGCUGUGGCUGGACUGCCUCUGGAUCAUCCUCGCCCUGCUCGUCUUCUUCUGGGACGUGGGCACCGACCUGUGCCUGGCGCUGGACUACUACCGCCGCCGGGACUUCCUCUGGUUCGGCCUCACGCUGUUCUUCGUGCUGGUUCCGUCCGUGCUGGUGCAGAUCCUGAGCUUCCGCUGGUUCGUGCAGGACUACACGGGCGGGGGGCUCGGGGAGGUGGAGGGGCUGACCAAGCGCGGGGCCGUGGCCCUGGGCUGCCUGUACCCGGGCAGGGACCGCCUGCAGCUGGCCUCCAUCUGGCUGUGGCAGGCCGUCAUUCACGUGCUGCAGCUGGGGCAGGUGUGGAGGUACAUCAGGACGCUGUACCUGGGCGUGAUGUCGCGCCGGCAGAAGGACCACCAGCGGAGAUGGUACUGGGCCAUGAUGUUCGAGUACGCCGACGUCAACAUGCUGCGUCUGCUGGAGACCUUCCUGGAGUCGGCGCCUCAGCUGGUCCUGCAGCUCUGCAUCAUGAUCCAGGAGAACCGGGCCGAGACGCUGCAGUGCAUCUCCUCCCUGGCCUCCCUCCUCUCCCUGGCCUGGGUUCUGGCCUCGUACCACAAGCUUCUGCGAGACUCCCGGGACGACCAGCGCAGCAUGAGCUACCGCGGCGCGCUGCUGCACCUGCUCUGGCGCCUCUUCACCAUCUCGUCCCGCGUGCUCUCGCUCGCCCUCUUCGCCUCCCUGUUCCACAUCUACUUCGGCAUCUUCGUGGUGGUGCACUGGUGCGCCAUGGCCUUCUGGGUGGUGCACGGAGGCACCGACUUCUGCAUGUCCAAGUGGGAGGAGGUGCUCUUCAACAUGGUGGUGGGCAUCGUCUACAUCUUCUGCUGGUUCAACGUGAAGGAGGGCCAGACGCGCUACAGGAUGGUGGUAUACUACAUCGUGGUGCUGGCCGAGAACACCAUCCUCACCGGGCUGUGGUACGCCUACAGAGAUCCGGUGCUGACCGACUCCUACGCCGUCCCGGCGCUGUGCGGCGUCUACCUGACCUUUGCCGGCGGGGUGCUGGUCAUGCUGCUGUACUACGGCUUCCUGCACCCGGCCACGGCCCACCUGCAGCCCAGCCCCGCCUCGUCCUGCUGCGCCCAGCUGCUCUGGGGGCUCCCCCUGCCGCCCUCGGCCCCGCCCACCGCCCCGCCCACGCCGGCACACAUGACCAAGUCCCUGACGGAGGAGGAUGUGGCCGAGACGUGUCUCCCCGUCUUCCAGGUGAGGUCCGCCCCCACCACCACCUCCAAGCUCGAGGGCCCGCUCAUAAAGAUCGACAUGCCCAGGAAGCGCUACCCGGCGUGGGACGCGCACUACGUAGACAGGCGCCUGCGGAGGACUAUAAACAUCCUGCAGUACAUAACGCCAGCGGCGGUGGGAAUCCGCUACCGUGAUGGACCCUUGCUGUAUGAACUGUUGCAGUAUGAGUCCUCACUUUGACACACACACAAAUAAAUACCCAUGAGCACAUAAAGCACCAUUUACAAAGACAUGUAUGUAUCCGUCAGUGUUCAGAGUUAGAGAAGAUUUAGAAAGACAUGCACAGACAUAAAGGCACAUCUGAUAUAAGCAC